UUUGUUGAAGACAAAUCUGAAUGCUUUUUAAAAUUAUUUAUACCAAUUACAAAGCUGAAAUAAUCACUAGAUGGCGACUAAGCCACUCUUAAAUUCACUCUAAUUCAUCCAAUUUUUUGUAUUCUAUUGUAUUGUAAUUGUAAAGUUAGUACUUAACAUUUCCGGUAAGAUCGAAUCGCCCUCUUUUAUAAUAACCUCCAACCUGGUAAGACGUACUUCUCUUCAAAUAAAAUAUAAUACAUAUUUUGUGAAUCGAACUGACUUGGUGUUUUAAAUUGUUUUCGGAACCACAUCUUUAACUAUUAAUCUUGUUGGAAUCUACCCCAAACAUUGGUCCUUCGAGCCGGAUAGAUUAAAACAUCAAUCUACACAAAAUUAUCAAUUAUUUUCAUUAUAUAAUCAAAUCCAUAAAUCGAUUAAUUUAUGUGAUCACCGAUCUGUGAGCCUUUAAGCGCUUCUCUUUACCAUAACUCACCAUUAAACAAGCAUCCCAACGCAUGCGCAAAAAAUAUACGGAAGAAAAAAGAGAAAAUCAAAAUCCAGUCAAGAGAAGUCCACAUUUCGUGCAAACUUUCUCUAUGCCUACAAUUCAUCAGACGAAAGCUCCACCCGCUGCUUCCAUCAUUCAGCAUAAAUCGAAUGCUAUCAGUCGUACACCAAGAUCUAUCGUAUAAUCAUAAACAACACAACGAGUACACACUUUGCCAUUAAAUUUGCAUACUUAUGACGUCAAUUUCAUCACCGGAAUAUUAAUAUCAUCUAUAAACCAAUCUAUUUCUACCAAUCUAUUUCAUUUAUUAACGCUACGUAUAUCAAAUAAUUACCUCAUCAUCAAAUUACCAAAAACGCAUCUCUGACGCAUAUAAUACUCAUCUGUACCAUUGCAAUCAUCAUCACAUCAUUACCACUUUUAUCGAAACAUAAUUAAUCAACAUAAUCUAAAUCAAGAUCAGAACCCUUUCAUUGAUCAACAUCUCUACACGAUAACAAGAUCAGUCACAGCAUCACUUCCCUUGUACACAGCAGCUAGCGGCAGCAAGCAGCAACAAGCAGCAGCAAACAACAAAGCAGUGUCCAAGGCCAAAAGAAAAAAAAAUCAUCAAAACAGGUUUGUGUAGUGCAAAGUGAAUUAUGUACAUUAGUUAAUUUUUGUUUAAUCAAGAACUAAAUAUCUAUUACAUUGGUUUCGGAGAUUUAUUUAAGGGAUUCGUUCGUUGAAUUAAAAUAAAAGGAAAAGUUAGAUACAUCUCAAUUAGUAUCAGUGAAAUAAGUUAGUUGUUCUCACUUUUUACUGUGUUUCAUUACAUUGCAGUACGAUUGUACUAUUUCAAUACUUAAAGUACUUUGUGUUAGCCAAAGUUGUUUUUUUUAUUACUUUCUCCUAACUUAUACAAAACGCUUUAAACAAAAUGACCUCACUUUCGGAACUCAUAUUUGCCGCCGAUCGAAUAGUGAAAUCCUACGAUGUUUUUUCACAAAGACCUGAGCAUUUGCAUACAAUUGAUAGUUUAGAGGCACGCAAAAUUGAGUUAAAAGAAUUGUGGUCAGAAUUUAAGGUUUCCUUUCAAAAAUGUACUCACGAUGAAAGUGAUAAUGUUGAAGUCCUUGAUUCAAAAUAUAACUCAACUAGUGAAACAUAUAUAUCAUUUCAUGGUGAGAUUUUACGUCUAAUCGCAAAACUAAAAAACGAAAAUGCAAAUACAAAUAGAAGUGCUGGGAAUUUAGAUUCGUCUGAAACAUAUCAAUGUAUAAAAGUACCAGCGUGUGAUACUGAUUUCUUUUACGGUGACUAUCUCACUUGGCCGUCUUUUAGAGACAUGUUUGAAGCCGUUUAUAAAAACCAUCCUAAGUUAGGACAGGUGCAAAAAUUGUUUCAUCUUCGUUCUAAAACGAAAGGCUCUGCACAAGCUAUUGUUUCAAAGUUCCCUUUAACAAAUGAUAGUUUUGAUUUAGCGUGGGAAUCACUAAAAAAUACAUACGAAAAUAAAAGAAUUUUGGUGAAUAAUCAAGUAAAAGUUUUGUUUAACCUACCACGCAUGCAAAUUGAAUCUGCAAAAGCAAUUAAAGAAUUACGAAGUUCUAUAAAUGAUUGUCUUGCUUCAUUAAAACCGCAUAAAGUCACAACGUCGAAUUGGGAUCCAAUGCUAAUUUAUGCUUGUUCGAAUCGUUUACCUACCGAAACACUUAGUUUUUGGGAACAAUCCCUUCAAGAUCCAAGUGAAGUUCCAACUUGGGAACAAAUGGACAAAUUUUUAGAAUCGCGUUAUAGGAUUUUAGAAUCUAUAUCAGAUGUUCAAUCAACAUCUACUACUAGCCUCGCAAAAAAGGGUUUUAAUACAAAACCAAAUAAUCACAUGAAAGUUCAAGCUUUUCAUACAAAAACAUUUAACUUUUCGUGUAAAGUUUGUAAAGGACAACACCCUUUGCGCAAAUGUUCAACAUUUUUGGAAUUACCAGUUAAAUCUCGAUAUGAAUUUGUUCGACAAAAUAAUAUUUGUACAAAUUGUUUAUCCGUUACACAUUCUAGUAACAAAUGCAAGAGUAUUUAUACAUGCAGCACUUGCAAGGGUCAUCAUCAUACUUUAUUGCAUUUUGCGUCUUCUACUUCAUCUCAAAAUGUAAAUCAAUCACCCUUGAUUGACACUUCUAGCAAUACUCAAGCAUCAAAUCUAACCAACACACAGUCCACUUCAAAUCCACAACAAUUAUCGAAUUUAGUAAACCACUCGUCUUACCAUACCACCCUUGAUAGAAGCGUUCUUUUAGCAACCGCUUUAAUAAAAAUUUUACAUAAUGGAAAUCAACAUGUAUUGCGAGCUUUAAUCGACCCUGGGUCUGAGGUGUCCUUCAUUUCAGAACCAGUUCACAAUCGACUUAAGUUACCGUUUCAUUCAAUUAACUCGCAAAUAUGUGGUAUUAAUUCAGCUUAUGCUGCUACAGCUCAAAAACUAUGCACCUUCUCACUUCUCAAUGAAGAAAAUCCGUCUAAGCCCAUAACCGGACAAGCUAUCGUUUUAAAACAUUUGACCAAUCAUUUACCAGUUUCAUCUUUCCAACUUACGGAUUUAGGUUCUCUUGAAGGUUUGAAACUUGCAGACCCAACGUUUAAUAAGUCAUCGCAAAUUGAUUUCUUAAUAGGUGCUGAUCUUUAUCCUGCCAUUAUACGUCCAGGACUUCUUCAUAUUUCACCUUCACUCAUAGCUCAGAACACACUUUUUGGUUGGGUGUUGUCAGGCCUUCUUCCACACCAUUUCCAUACCUUUACCACCUUCCUAUCUAGUCAGACUGAAAGUGAUAUUUCAUUUGACAUGAAUAAGUUUUGGGAGCUGGAAGAGAUUCGAGAUACAAAGCCUAAUAUUUCUAAUGCAGAUCAGUAUUGCGAAGACUUGUAUAUAAAUACUACGCGAAGAUUACAGGACGGUAGAUAUGUAGUAAAACUACCAUUUAAACCUAAAACAAAUAUAAACAGAGGUCUAGGAUUAUCCAGACAAAUUGCGCUAAAUCAAUUUCUACGUUCAGAAAGGUCUCUUGCCAGUAAUCCAGUUUUGCAAUCAACAUAUUCAGAGGUUAUUUCUGAAUACAUAAGGUUAGGCCAUAUGAAAAAAGUUGAUGCCCAAGAAAGAUUUGAAAAUGGUGUAGUUUCAUCUUACUACCUUCCUCAUCAUGUUGUGAUCAAGCCAGAGAGUGUUUCUACUAAAGUUCGGGUUGUUUUCAACGCUUCCAGUCCCUCUAGCAAUGGAACUAGUUUAAACGACUUGUUACAUGCUGGACCUGUACUUCAACGUGAUCUACCAACUCUCAUACUGCGAUGGCGUUUUUUCAAAUACGUGUUUAACGGCGACAUUGAGAAAAUGUACCGUCAGAUCGUAGUAGAUGCACGGGAUACACCGUUUCAGCGUAUUCUGUAUCGCAGCACUCCAUAUUCUGAAAUAGAAGAUUAUGAACUUCUUACGGUCACUUUUGGCGUAAACUGUGCCCCAUACCUGGCACUUCGUACACUACUAAAACUGGCAGAUGAUAUUGAAACUACAUACCCCCUGGCUUCGAAGAUAAUAAGGUCAGAUUUCUACGUAGACGAUCUUUUAUCUGGGGCUCACGACAUUCUUACAGCGCGUAAAUCUCAAGACGAGUUAAUUGCUGCGUUUAACUCCGCAGGUUUUUCAAUACGCAAGUGGACCUCAAAUGAGUGUUAUCUUUUGAAUCAUUUGCCACCUGAACAUGUUUUAAGUGAACACUUCUUAAAUCUAGAUGAUGGCAGCUCAGUUAAGACUCUAGGCGUUCGGUGGAAUGGAAAAGAAGAUUAUUUUUAUUUCACGACUCAAAAAUUGAAAGUUUCUUCAUCUUGCACCAAGCGAGAAGUAUUCUCUCAAAUUUCUCGGUUAUUUGAUCCAGCGGGAUGGCUUGCACCAGUGAUCAUAACUGCAAAAAUCUUGAUGCAGCAAAUAUGGUCAGAAGGCACAUCCUGGGAUGAUCAUCUCACAACUAUUUCAGCAGUAAAAUGGAACAACUUCAUACAAAAUUUACCCGAAAUAAAAUGCUUUAAGAUACCUCGCUGGACUGGUUAUAGGCCUGCGACAAAGAUUCAGUUUCACGGUUUUUGUGAUUCUUCGGAGCAAGCUUUUUCUGCAGCUCUUUACAUUCGAAUCUAUGAAAGCGAGCAUUGUAUCGAUUCCAAUUUGAUAUGUGCAAAAACUAGAGUAUCUCCGAUUAAACAGGUAUCGCUUCCACGAUUGGAACUAUGUGGAGCAGUUCUGUUAUCAAAACUCGUAAACACAUAUGUCCCAAAUUUUCCAAUUGAAUCAUAUGAGUUAUAUUUAUGGACUGAUUCUUCCAUUGUUCUAGCUUGGCUCAAUAAGUCACCUCGAACAUGGAAAACAUUUGUGGCCAACAGAAUAACCGAAAUAUUAGAAAACGUGGGAGAUACAAAGUGGAGACAUGUAAAAUCAGCACAAAAUCCAGCUGAUCUUGCUACCCGUGGUAAAUCACCCCAAGACCUUCAAAAUAACUCGCUUUGGUGGAAAGGGCCUUCAUGGCUCAUGGAGCCAGAAAGUCAGUGGGUACAAAGUCAUCCAGAUGUUGUACAAAGUGAAAACUUAGAAUAUAAACCCACAGCGACUUUUUGCACCCAGUCUAUGGAAGAUAUUCUUGAUCGGUUUUCAUCACUUCCGCGAGCAUUGAGAGUGCUAUCAUAUGUUUAUAGAUUUUUUCACCAUUCAUAUAAAAACAAGGACAAGAUUGCUCGUCCUCAAACUUGGACCGUUAGUCAAUCUGAAGUAAAUUUUGUCAAAAAUAAACUCAUGCGGAUAGCGCAGCAAAAAUAUUUCCCUUCAGAAUAUCGACUAUUGUCUGACAAAAAACCAAUUCACAGAAAAAGUUCUAUACUAUCUUUGAAUCCAUCUCUAGAUUCUAAUAACCUUCUAAGAGUUAAUGGGAGAUUAAGUAAUGCUUCUCUUUCCUAUAACGAACGUUAUCCAAUUAUUAUUCCUUAUGAUUCUCGUUACGCAUGCCUCCUUAUUGAUUAUAUUCACGAGCUUUCUAUGCACGGAGGAAAUGCACUGGUUCUUCGAUUACUGAGACAUGAUAUUUGGAUUCCAAAGGUAAAAAACCUAAUUAAGUCUCGAAUACGUCUUUGCAAAACUUGUGUAAUUCAUAAGAAACAAAUGCAAAAGCAGAUAAUGGCAGCACUGCCUACUGAACGAUGUACCUUUUCGCCUCCGUUUACAUACACAGGCAUCGAUUUCGCUGGUCCAUUUGAUAUAAAAAGCUUUAGUGGACGAAAUUGCCGCAUUACAAAGGGAUAUACUUGUGUCUUUGUAUGCUUCUCGACCAAGGCUAUCCACCUCGAAGCAGUGAGUGACCUAUCUACUAAAGCUUUCUUGGCUGCAUUUUCGAGAUUUGUGGCUAGAAGGGGCCUUCCAAAGGAACUUUUUUCCGAUCACGGCACCAACUUUGUUGGUGCUAGUAACACGUUAAAAAAGGAAUUUCAAACAAUGCUAGCAGCAGCUCCAAAACAAGUUUCUGAUAACUUUAGUAUCCAGGGGUUAAAAUGGAACUUUAUUCCCCCUGGAUCUCCACACAUGGGAGGCUUAUGGGAAGCCGGUGUCAAGAGCUUUAAAACUCAUUUCAGAAAAGUUCUCGAAAACAGCAAGCUAACGUUUGAAGAAUUUUCAACCACCUUAGCCCGUAUAGAAGCGUGUUUAAAUUCUCGACCAAUAUCACCUAUGUCAGAAAAUCCUAAUGACUUACUAGCGUUAACCCCUGGACAUUUCCUGCGCGGCGGUCCUUUACUUUCUGCUCCCGAACCCGAAGUUAUUGGUAAUUCUCUAUCCAUUAUCAACAGAUGGGAAAAAGUAAAAUUUCUCCAACAAGAAUUGUGUCGGCGUUGGAAAGAAGAAUACCUUAAAGAACUUCAUAAACGCUAUAAGUGGCAAGUUCCUCAACCUAAUGUUAAAAUCAACGAUCUUGUAGUGAUCAAAAACGAAAAUCUUCCCUCGACCGAAUGGCGUCUCGGGCGUGUAAUCAAAACAUAUCCAGGAACUGACGGACAAGUUAGAGUUGUAUUAAUUAAAACUAAUCUUGGCGAAAUAACAAGGCCAAUAACAAAGAUUUGUAUUCUUCCUAUGCAUUUAAAGUGAGACCAACUGCGAAUAUUCGACUUACACUUUGUUCAACUACCAACAGUCCGUAUUUUAGAUGGAGUAUCUAUAAACUCAUGCAUUAAUUGAAUUAUUUAGUUAUAAGAUAGAUAUAUUAUCAAUUUCAAAAAAAAAAAAAUUGAUUAUUUUAGCUAAUAAAGUAUCUUCUGAAUUUGAAUAACGCGACACGAAUCCUUUAAGAUAUAUUCCCUGAAAUACCAGUAUUUAUA
Messenger RNA from Eupeodes corollae, 6865 nucleotides. RefSeq lists its product as uncharacterized. Gene Ontology annotation, biological process: DNA integration. Bases 1410 to 6635 code for a protein of 1741 amino acids. NCBI's taxonomy places the organism in Eukaryota, Metazoa, Arthropoda, Insecta, Diptera, Syrphidae. The record is from RefSeq and is a predicted model, not a curated record. Gene Ontology annotation, molecular function: nucleic acid binding. The transcript has a single exon.